This is a messenger RNA of Entamoeba nuttalli P19, 2514 nucleotides long. Its product is annotated as gamma-adaptin, putative. Gene Ontology annotation, biological process: receptor-mediated endocytosis; Golgi to vacuole transport; intracellular protein transport. The transcript has a single exon. The record is from RefSeq and is a predicted model, not a curated record. NCBI's taxonomy places the organism in Eukaryota, Evosea, Mastigamoebida, Endamoebidae. Bases 1 to 2514 code for a protein of 837 amino acids. Gene Ontology annotation, cellular component: Golgi apparatus; membrane coat; AP-1 adaptor complex. Gene Ontology annotation, molecular function: clathrin-cargo adaptor activity.
AUGGCAAAAUUAAGAGAAUUAAUCCUUAGUGUUCGUAGUGCUAAAACAGCUGCAGAAGAAAGAGAAAUUAUUACUAAAGAGUGUGCAGUUAUUCGAUCAUCAAUGUCAUCAAAUAAUUUAACAAUAAGACAUAGAAAUGUUGCUAAGUUAAUUUACAUUCAGUUAUUAGGAUAUCCAACACAAUAUGGACAAAUGGAAUGUUUAGCAUUAAUUUCUUCACACCAUUAUUCAGAUAAAAGAAUUGGAUAUUUAGCAUUAAUGUUAUUAUUAGAUGAAACUCAAGAAGUAUUAACAUUGGUUACAAACCAUUUGCAUAAUGAUUUAUUAUCACAAAACCAAUUUAUUGUUGGACUUUCAUUAACUACAAUAUCAAAUAUUGGUAGUGAAGGUAUUGCUCAAGAUGUUGCAUCAGAAGUAGAAAAAUUAAUGUCAUCACCAAUUAAUUAUAUUAAAAAGAAAGCAGCAGCAGCUGCACUUCGUAUUAUUCGAAAAUGUCCUAGUUAUUCAGAUAUUUAUGUUCAAAAAACUAAAGCCCUUAUAGUAGAAAGACAACUUUCAUUACAAUUAUCAGGGGUAACACUUGCAAUUGAAUUAUGUAAAUAUUUACCUAAUGCAAUUGGAGAAUUUAGAAAAUUAAUUCCUAAUUUAUUAAAUAACUUAAAAUUACUUGUUCAUUCAUCAUUUAUUCCUGAUUAUGAUGUUAGUGGAAUUACACAUCCAUUCCUUCAAACAAAAUUAAUUCAAUUAUUAGGUAUUCUUGGACAUGAUGAUAAAGCUAAUUCAUCAUUAAUGUAUUCAGUUCUUAACUUUGUUAUUGCAAAUACUUCUAAUAGUAGAAAUGUAGGAAAUGCUAUUUUAUUUGAAACAGUUAAAACAAUUUUAAGUAUUGAAGCAGAUGAAACAUUACUUCAUAAUGCAGUUGAUGUUCUUAUUAAAUUACUUAAUGGAAAAGAUUCUAAUUUUAAAUAUGUUGCAUUAGAACAUCUUCAAUAUCUUCUUGAAUUUGCAGGUACUUCUAUUCAAAAACAUAAAAGUAUUAUUGUUGAAUGUUUAAAAGAUAGAGAUCAUGCUAUUCGUAAAAGAGCAUUAGACUUAGUAUAUUCAUUAGUUAAUGAAUCAAAUGUUGUUGGAUUAGUAAAAGAACUUCUUUCAUUCCUUCAAUUGUCAGAUAUUCAAUUCAAACAAGAUGUUGUAAUUAAAAUAUGUUGGUUAACUGAUAAAUUUGGACCAGAUAUAAAAUGGAAAUUUGAUUCAAUGUUAGAAACAAUUACUCUUGCUGGUGAUAUUGUUCCAGAAGAAGUUACAUGGAAUUUUAUAUUAUUAAUUCAACAAAAUAUUGAAUUACAAGGAUAUGCUGUUCAUAAAUUAUUUGAAGCAUUAAAAAAAGAUGUUAGUAAAUUAGCUUUAAAUAAAGUUGCUAUUUGGGCUAUUGGAGAAUAUGGAGAUUUAUUAGCUAUUCAAGAAGGACAAUUUGCUGGUGUACAACCAAGCACAAUGCUUGAUUUAAUUAUUUCAAUUGAUGGAACUGGUUUUUCUGAUUCUACAAUUAAAGGAGAAAUUCUUAUUGCUUUAACUAAAUUAUCUGCUCGUAUUCCUUCUCAAUUUAAUCAACGAAUUCAAGAAUUUAUUAAUAUUUAUAAAACAAAUAUUGACGUUGAAUUACAACAACGUGCAAUUGAAUUUAGUCAAUUCUUUUCAUAUGAUGAUUUAAGAUUAGACGCUGUUAACAGAAUGCCAAUCCCUGAAAAUCUUCAUCAAGAAACACAUUCAAAUCAAAUGUCUCAAACUACUAUACCAACUCAAUCUCUUCCAACUGUCUCAACUGAAUCUUUGAAAGAAACAACUCUUGUUUCUCAACCUCAACCUAAUCAAUCAUUCAAAAAAGAAGAACCUAAAAAAGAUGAUUUAUUGGAUAUUCUUGGUAUUUCUUCUACCCCUAUUAAAUCAACUCCUUCUUCAUCAUCACAACAAUCUACUAACUUAUUAGAUUUACUCACUGGACCAUUACCUAUUAAUCCUACUCCUAAUCCUACUAUGAAUACUAUUAUUAAUCCUACUACCACUCCUGCAACUCAGCCAUCAACUAAUUUAAAUAAUUUACUUCAACCAACUUCAUCUACUCUCCAAACUCCACAAAAUGAUAUUCCAUUACAACAACCAGUGAAUAAUACAAAUAAUCUUAUUAUUCAAGCAUUAAAUAAUAAUGGAGUAAUUGUUCAAUUCAAUAUCAAACCUGAAGAACCUAAAUAUCUUGUUCAUGCCACCUUUACUAAUACUUCUAAUUCUCAAUUAACAAACUUUUCUAUGAAAGUUGCAGUACCUAAAUGGAUUGAGCUACAACUUAUGAGUCCUACUAGUAAUGCUCUUCAACCAUUAUCCACUGAUCAAGUUACUCAAGAUUUAAUUCUCACAAGAAUGGUUACUGAUAAGCCAGUAGUUGUGAAAAUUAAAGUUCUUUUCAUGAGAGAUGGUGUUCAAGCAGAAGAAAAUGCUAAUGUCUACAUUUGCAAUUAA